This is a messenger RNA of Arctia plantaginis, 825 nucleotides long. The record is from the annotation of a GenBank genome assembly. NCBI's taxonomy places the organism in Eukaryota, Metazoa, Arthropoda, Insecta, Lepidoptera, Erebidae.
AUGAACGAAGAACUGCUUAUUUCUUUAGUGCAAAAGUAUAGAGAACUGUAUGAUCUAGGAGACCCUAGAUAUCACGAUGAGCAGCGGCGCAUGAAUAUAUGGCAAGAAAUAGCACAGAUUUUGAAUGAAACACCGGCAAAUUGUAAAGAGAGAUGGAAGAGAAUUCGCGAUAAUUAUCGACGCGCCAAAAAACUACGUGUAACGAAGAGUGGCCAGGCAGCCACUAACAUAGAACCAAUUCGAUUUGAAAAAGAACUGAGCUUUCUCUCUCCCUUUAUAUGUAAUGACAUACAACAAAAUUCAACAAAUUUGCCAUCUUUGAGUGAUGAUGAACAAGUCCUGUCACCACGGUCAGCAACAGAUUCACAAGCCAUGUCACCACUAUCAUCAAACUCAUCAUCAGUCAUGUCACCACCACCUAUAAGUAGAUCCCAAGUCAGUAAAACUGAUUUGAGUAGGAUCACCAAAAAGAAGAAGACAGACAGAAUCUCUCAGUCGCCUCCACCGACACAAACUCUGUUCCAAUCAUACUUAGAAAAAAAGUAUCAAUCGCUUAACCAAUGCCAUGAUACUAUGGUAGAUUUUUUCACAAACUUGGGGAAAACAGUCACAACAUUCCCGAAAGAUGUUCAGAUACGGGUUAAGGGUGCGGUGUUUAAAAUUGUGAACGAUGCUGAGGCUGAUUUGUUUUGCAGACAAGUUGAUACAAAUAAUAUAUCGCAUGCGAGUAGAGAGUCCCAAAAUAUGCAAACCAUAAAUCAACAUAAUUGUUACUGCGGAAUGUUAAUGUUAACUUUAUUGGGAAUUACUAAUAAAUAUGAUUAA